AGGUGAGAGGCAGAGAGUGGAGAAACCCAGAGAGAGCGCAGACUGUGACAGCUGUUAGUGUUUAAUUGAGCCAUAAAGCCUCCAGAUCUCAGUGUCAGGGAUGGCUGAAAAAAUCUUAAAUCUUUUUUAUUUGCUGCUUCUGCUCUCAGUUUGCCUUUUACUUUUUAAUUUACCAUCAGAAUAUUCACUGAGCAAAAUCAGAUGGCCAUCUUUCUCAGUAAAAAUAAGACACAGAGCUCAAGAAUGGUUGGUUGACUUUGGAGCUGAAAAGGGAAACUCCACUUCACCUACUGUGUUUACACAGACAACAAAACAUCCUGAUUACACCAAAAAAAAAAACGUGACAGAGAUGAAAAAUGAUCAAAUGGGACCUACCCGAGGCGCUGUGGCUGAGACUCCCAUGCCCGUCCUCCUCAAAAGCUCCUACAAGAAGCUUCCUGAGUGGGAUUUUGAGGAUAUUUAUAACCAGGAUGCUCCACCCAGACAGACAACGUGUGCCAAGUCUCUGCGAAACUCUGAGGAUGAGAACUUUAAGAAGAAUUUCCUUCCCAACAUACGCUUGUAUAUGCACAAAGACAACGUCAACAUGAGCGAGUGGAACCGACUUUCACAUUUUAACAAUCCCUUUGGUUUUAUGGGGUUUAAGCAUGAUGAUGUAAUGACUUCAGUGAAGUUGAUCCCAAAGCCCAAAGAGCCACUCCUCCUUCCAAAGCCAGGCGCAGACGGGUGUGUGUCCUGUGCUGUGGUAGCUGGUGCGGGAAUACUCAAUGGCUCAAAAAAGGGAGAAGAGAUCGAUGCUCAUGAUUAUGUUUUCCGGAUGAACGGCGCGAUCACGAAAGGUUACGAAGAAGACGUGGGAAACAGAACAUCAGUGUACGUUCACACGGCCCACUCAAUCACUUCAUCACCAAAUGUGUUGAGGAGUUAUGGAUACAAAAAUGUCCCUAAUGAUGAGUCAUCCUUUUUUUGGCAGGGUAUAAUAUAUGUGAUGAUUCCUGAAGCGAUGAGGGAUUUCAACUGGCUCGAGGGUCUUCUCAAAGGAGAAAGGAUCAGUGAUGGCCCGUAUAAAAACAGGAGGCCACGGACGUACUAUGCAGGGCAGUACAAUGAGACGCGCUUCUAUGUUCUUCACCAGGAUUUCCUCAGAUACGUGAAAAACAGGUUCUUAAAGUCUCGUGGUCUGCUUACUUCACACUGGGCGAUAGUCAGACCGACCAAUGGGGCAUUCACUCUCUUCCUAGCUCUGCACACCUGCGACACUGUGAGUGCAUAUGGAUUCAUGACUGACGACUACAAGGAAUACUCCAACUACUACUUUCAGAAGAUCAAGAAAAAUGUGGUUUUCUAUGCCAACCACGACUAUAUCAUGGAGAAAAAUCUGUGGAAAAACCUUCACGAUAGCAACAUCCUUAAUCUAUAUCAAAGAACAAAUUCAACACAAGAGCCAGGAAAGGAAAAUAAACUCUGAUACAGGUAGAAUGGCAUUAAUGGAACCCAUUAUUUUAUAUAACUGUUAUAUUUGUAUUAUCAUAUAUGUUACAAAAGAAAGUGGAAGACAAUGUGUGGCAUGCUCUUUCACAAUCAGUGGCAUGUUGCAAAGGCUCUGUUCUAGAUGCAUGUGAAUUAAUGUCAACAUCUCGCUUUAUAGUAAUAUUGGGUAAUGUUCGCCAAAUUGAAAAGAUGAAUAAAUGUUUGAAAAUCGUAAA
Molecule: messenger RNA, 1706 nt
Organism: Eleginops maclovinus (Patagonian blennie)
Lineage: Eukaryota; Metazoa; Chordata; Actinopteri; Perciformes; Eleginopidae
Product: alpha-N-acetylgalactosaminide alpha-2,6-sialyltransferase 1-like
Exons: 9
Coding region: 101-1468 (455 amino acids)
Biological process (GO): oligosaccharide biosynthetic process
Molecular function (GO): alpha-N-acetylgalactosaminide alpha-2,6-sialyltransferase activity
Source: RefSeq, a predicted model, not a curated record